AUGGCCGCUGCGGCUCAAGCACCUGCACCUGCUCGUGCACCUGCUCAUGCACCUGCACCCGCACCCCCUCGUGCACCCACACCCGAACCUGCUCGUGUACCCACACCCGCACCUGCAUCUCCUCAAGCACGCGCACCCUCCUCCCACCCCGCCCCAGAUAAUGGGUCUGCACCAGCGCUAGCUAAAGCAUUUGCAGCUGUUUCACUGGCGGAACCUGUGCCUCAACAAGUCUCCCGUCGCCGAAUGGCAUUAAACGCGAUUAGGAUCCCUUCAGAAUCCCGCCCUGACCUCCCUUCCAAGGAUUCUUCCUCUCUUUCUUCCGAAAACGAACGCUCCCCUUCCCCACCAGCCCCGAUCAAGAUCAAGCUCCCUGAAAAGAGGAAAGCGGUGCCACGCCGCCCUGGUCCAAAGCGCAAAGACGCACCACCUUCAGACCCCUUCGAGACCGGGAAUAAGGCCCUGCCUACUCCCAAUGCUGAUGCCGUUCCUGCUCCCAAUUCUGACGCCACUGCCGCCGACGGUGAAGAACCACCAGCUAAAAAGGCCAGGACCCAGGCCAAGGGAACGCGCCAACCUAUCAAACGUAAGGCUAAGAAAUUCUGA
Molecule: messenger RNA, 603 nt
Organism: Psilocybe cubensis
Lineage: Eukaryota; Fungi; Basidiomycota; Agaricomycetes; Agaricales; Agrocybaceae
Exons: 3
Coding region: 1-603 (200 amino acids)
Source: RefSeq, a predicted model, not a curated record